UCUUUUUUUUUUGCAUUCGGAUUUUGUCUUGAAGCGUCUCUUCUAUCUCUUUCACGAUCAGUUUCUUUUUGUUGUUCUGAAUUUGGCCGAUGACCCACGAUUCAAUCACCUUUGUUUGAUCUCCCGAGAUAAAUUUAUGGUUUUUGUCGUGUAAUUUUGACGUUUCCGUCAGGGAAUUCGAUUCCGCGGUCGCUUUGGUUGAGGGCUUUUCAACUUUGGAGACGAUUCUUUUUGGAGAUCCCUUAUUCGUGGGUUCCUUUUUUUUUUGUUGUUCUCUUCCUCUGCUUCGGCUUCUGCAGAAAAAAAGGGGCUUACUUUUGAGGAUAAGGGUUAAACCUUGGAGAGGAAAAAGUUGGAUUCUUUUUUUCAUGAGCAGGAGAGUAACUAUGUUCUUGGUCUCAUCUGAAAUUCUCUCUUUGGACGACCAUUUGUUGUCUCCUCUGCUGAUUUUUGGUCGUUCUGCGAGGAAAAUGCUCUCGACUUUCCUGUAAUUUUCUGGGGAUUCUGUUAGUUAUGGUGUAUGAUUCUAGGGCUUUUACCCGUAUGUUUGUUUUGGAGAAGAAAGCUAUUCAUUUGUAUCGGAUCGUGACACCGUGAAGACGCAGGCCAUUAGGGUGAGUCGAUUCUCUUCAGUUCUGCUGAAAUCAUGAAAUUCCUUGCAGUUUACUUCCAUUUGGCUUCUGCAUCUCCUGUUGUCAUGAUUCAUGAUUCGUGUUCAUGUUCAAGCUCAAGGUUUCUCCAGUCUUUGGUCAAUUUGCAGAUUGUAGAUUCCUUCUCGUCGCGAUGAGGAAUGAUAUUAUUGCUGAAGGGUUGGAGGCUUUGCCUCGUUCCUUCAAGAUGCACUCUUCAAUGUGCAUGAAACUGAGGAACUUAGUGGUUAGAAUCAUGAGGAUAUUUCCUGACAUAGAAGAGGCUCGACCAAGGUGCUUGUCGGGGAUUCAGACACUAUGCUUGCUGAACAAUGCACUGGAGAAAUCCAAGCUGCUUCUUCAAUAUUGCAGUGAAUCCAGUAAACUCUACAUGGCUGUAACAGGAGAUGCAAUACUCUCCAGAAGUUUAAGAGCGAAAAAUCUGUUGGAGCAAAGUUUAAGUGAGAUUCAAAACAUGGUACCGGUCGUUCUGGCUGUCAAGAUUUCUGAGAUCAUCCAUGAUCUUAGGUGUGGCAUGUUUAGUCUGGACCCGUCUGAAGAAGAUGCCGGAAAAGCUAUUGCAGAGAUGAUGAGACGGAGGGUUUCCUCGUCUGUUUCCUCGGAUGAUAUCAAAGAUUUCCAUUUCGCCGCUGGGAAACUUCAACUUUCAACUCCCAAAGCCAUUGUCAUCGAGAGAAGAUCCCUUAAGGUUCUUCUCCAGAAAGUAGGUGAAGACAACCUGCACAAAAGAAAGAUUCUGAGGUAUCUUCUCUAUCUUUUGCACAAUCUCGAACAGUUCAUUACUAGAGAUCAGAAAGAGGACUCUCACGAAGAAUUGUGUUCCGCCAAAUGUUCUGUAUCUGGAAAUGAUUCUCAAGUUGAGUUUUCCGAGGAACACAAGCAUCGUGAUCACGAGAGUUGUCUGCUUGUCAGUGCUACUCCGCCCGAGGAAUUUAUAUGCCCCCUGUCUCUGAGAAUCAUGUAUGAUCCUGUCAUCAUUUCCUCUGGCCAAACCUUUGAGAGGGUGUGGAUUCAGAAAUGGUUUGAUGAAGGUAAUGAUUCAUGCCCGAAAACUAAAACGAAACUGGACAAUCUUUUGCUGUACCCCGAUACAAGAAUGAAGGAUCUGAUAUCGAGAUGGUGCUCAAAGUAUGGAGUUAACGUCGAAGAUCCAGGGAAACAAUCUGAGGCUUUUCGCCGUAUGGACUUCUCAUCCAUCUCUAUUGCUAGUUUUGGUAGUUCCAUGUACAAUCUCCGGCUUCCAUCCGAUAUCAGCAGCAUAUCUAUUGGAGGAUCAGACGCGAGCUUCUCAGGCGAAACACCACCCAUAAGCAAAAUCUCAAAGGGUUCUGCCUUCACCGGUCAUAUGGGUUCGAGUCAUAGCGAGGUGGAGAUAGAGAUAGAUCCUCUGUGUGGACUCGAUGAUCUUGCAUGGGAAGCACAGAGAAAGGUUGUCAAAGAUGUAAGAAAUCGUCUUGAGCACAAUAGUCGAGCUUUUCCGGCAAUGUCUCCCCCGAAAUUUCUCAAGCCACUUGUUUCGUAUCUGAAGAAUGCCAACAACAUACAUUGCGUCGAAGACAUAAGGGCUGGAUUGGAUUUGCUACUGACAUUUCUUACCAAAAACAGAAAGGCUAUAGAAUCUUUGAACGAAGAUGCUUUUCGUCUGCUUUCGCUCUUUCUCGACUCAGAAGUAGCUGGAGAAGCUCUGAACAUAGUGGAAGUGCUGUCUGGUCACCCGCAUGGUCUGUCCAAAAUAGCCUUUUCAGGUUUCGUUUCAUCCCUUUUGAAGAUCUUCGAAUCUCAAGCCAUGGAUCUGCAGGAACAAGCCAUGAUUACUCUGCAGAACCUGUCUUCGAGCAAUGAGAUAUGCCUGGAAAUGGUGUCUCUCCAGUUUAUCCAGAAGCUGGCCUCUUUCUUACAACACAACAUGCUCAGGAAACACUCUGUCAUCAUCCUAAGAAAUCUCUGCGAUAUCGAGAAGGGUCGUGCUUCUGUUGUCAAGACAGCCGGGUGUUUGGCUUCGGUAGCUGAAUUGCUCGAGUCAGACAGCCAUGACGAGCAAGAGAACGCUGUCUCCAUCCUCCUCAUGCUCUGCAUGCAACCCGAUUACUGCUAUCUGGUAAUGGAUGAGGGAAUCAACGUUAUCCCUUCGCUCGUUUUCAUAUCCAACAACGGGAACGAUAGAGCCAAAGCGAGUGCUUCUGAACUGCUGAGGGUUUUACGAGAUGUGGAUUUCGGUAAAGGGCAAGGUUCAUCUGCCCCAGAAGAACCGGCUGUUCAACAUCAACAACACGUCACGAACUCGGUUUCUCAGAUUCCUACGCCGUCUCCCAAGAAAUCUGGUCUUUUUGGAUUCAAACUCUCAGUUCCUGUCCUGAAGAAGAAGAGAUGAUUGCCAUUUUUUUCUUCUGGGUGUUGCGAGAAGAACAGAUGCAAGGAACACAUCAGUUUUGGUCGGCCAUUUUGACUUAGUUUUGUGACUUGGGAAACAAGCAAAAGAACAGCUAAACUAGGGUUAUGUAUAUUGUUGUAAUAUAAUAUAGGAAGAAAUUGUUUAGGACAAUGGUCUGCCUGCCAUAUGUAAAUAGUAUAUGCAGUGAGAGUAUGCCCAUUGACCCGAUUUGAUUAUUUUGUGUAUGCAGAAAUUUGAAAUACAUUUGUAGAAUAUCCCCAUUCAUAAUUUACAGAGGUUAUGCCA
Messenger RNA from Tarenaya hassleriana, 3327 nucleotides. Its product is annotated as U-box domain-containing protein 5. The coding region runs from base 718 to 3021 and encodes 767 amino acids. Gene Ontology annotation, cellular component: nucleus; cytoplasm. Lineage: Eukaryota; Viridiplantae; Streptophyta; Magnoliopsida; Brassicales; Cleomaceae. The record is from RefSeq and is a predicted model, not a curated record. Gene Ontology annotation, molecular function: ubiquitin-protein transferase activity. Gene Ontology annotation, biological process: protein ubiquitination. The transcript is spliced from 5 exons.